GUGAUCCUUGGCGAAGAGGACUGCAGCAUACGAAGAUGUAUCUGUAUCCGAGUGCUUGGUGGAAGUACGCCUCGGAGAUGCCCGGAGGAGCCGAGGGUGUCAUCGAUGCGGCACUGGCAACGUUGCCGAUGUAUGCAACGCCGGGCAUAUGCGCACAUACCCGGACAUAUAGACACCUGCGCCUUGGUGGCCGCAGUGUCCGAGGCGAAGCCUAUCACGUUGCCUCGAAUCAACGUCUAAUUUAGGACCGUGACCAAUGAAACCUCGCUGCCGUCGCAAAGAAAAUAAGAGUGGCACUGCUGGGGUCGAGAUCGCUUUCCCAGAGGGCUAUCCAGAAUGCCGCUGUUGACGCUUGGUGAUUGAAAACACCGGAGAGGCAAAUACGGCAUCCUAAAGUGUCAUCAUGCCCCCGUUCCCUUGGAUGCCUACUGCUCCCAGCACCACACCGGCCAGCAGCUGACCUUUCAAGACAUAGUCCUUGG
Dichomitus squalens LYAD-421 SS1 is the source of this 482-nucleotide messenger RNA. RefSeq lists its product as uncharacterized. NCBI's taxonomy places the organism in Eukaryota, Fungi, Basidiomycota, Agaricomycetes, Polyporales, Polyporaceae. The transcript is spliced from 3 exons. Bases 36 to 245 code for a protein of 69 amino acids. The record is from RefSeq and is a predicted model, not a curated record.